CAGAUCCUCUCCAAUUCUCUAAAUGGGCAAUAUUUUACCUUUAACGUUCAACAUGUGUCCCUGACGACGUGGACGGUGAUGAUGCGAAGAGAGACAUGGACUUACAAAACCUCUCCAGAUCCGGUUUUUUGGCCCGCAUCCAUUUCCUCUCCCCGGCUCUUUUCCCCUUUAACAUCUAAAACCGAAAAGGGAAAGGAGGAACCUAGGUCAGCACUCUGGUCAACCUUCUUCUCCGGCGGCGGCUAUCACUCCUCCGAGGUCGGAACUUAGAAAUCUACAGAGUGGAAACAAGAUCGUUCCUAAAAGAAAUUGAAGUGAACAUAUUGCCACCAACCGGUGAAUGCGAUGAAGAAGCCCAGAUUUAAAAUUGAAAAGGGGCGAGAGUCGCGGAGAUGGUGGAUCCAACCUUAUGGAUCAGGUUGCUAGAUCGGGAUCCAGGGUGUUGGGAUGAGUUCGGAGACUUAACAUGCUAUCACGUGACAGCCAGUAGCAGAUUGAAUGGCAUCUUCAACGGUUGAGAUUUUAGAUUAAUGAAUGAACGGUUAAGAUUAAAAUGUAGCUCUUAUAAGUUCCAAAUGCUUAAGCGCUGCUGCCUCUCUCAUCCAUUUUAUAUCUCAAACGAAAUUAAAAUCUCCCGCCAGCGGAUCCGCUCUCAGAGAUCGAUAGAUAUAGACCCAACGAAAACUGAAAUUGCCGUUCCUGCCUCCUCUCCUUCUCUUCAAGCCCCUCCCCCUCCCCCUCCCUUCUGCAGCUCCUGUCUUCACUCUGCACAACCAGACCCAAAAGUCAUCCCAAGAUGACUUAAAACGAAACACCUCUACCAUGUUUUUCAUUUUCCAGAUGAGUUUCCAGAAACAAAUAAAGGAGUUGUUCCGUGAAAACCCGAAUUUCGCUCGCAGUUGUUGAGGAGAAACUUCAGUAUAGUGCUUGGCUUGACUCCUGCUGGCCAUCUUCUUCUUUGCGUCCUGAAUCUAGUGGGAUUCAACGGUUGUUGCGAUUUUCGGUUCUUUGAAUUCAAGGGUUUCUGAAGAGUGUACUGUGAAGUUCGUCGACUGAUAAAGUAGAUUUCACAUCGAGGUUGUUGCAAUUGUAGAGUUGCAGCUGUGUCACGAAUCUUAGUCUGCCAAAUUUGCUGAAAUGGCUGGGCAAUCUGACCCUCAUCUGUCACUUUUUUCCUCAGCUGAGGUGGAGUUUCUUGCAGAAGAUGAGACGGUGGAGAUUGUCCCCAAUAUGAAAAUGGAUGCGCUUAACUUUUUAUGUGGUGAUUAUGGCCCUUUCUAUCCACAAAUAACCACUGAAGUACCACUAUGGCUGGCAGUGGCUUUGAAGAAGAGAGGAAAAUGCACUAUUCGGCCUCCCCAGUGGAUGUCUGUUGAAAAAUUAACGCAGGUCUUAGAAGCUGAGAGGGACUCUCCUCGAGAAUUUCAGCCGCUGCCUUUCCAUUACGUGGAGAUUUCGAGACUCCUGUUUGAUCAAUGCCAAUUUUUAUUUAUUGACAACAGUGCUCGUGAUGACAUACCAGACAUGUAUAUGGUGAGAUCUCUUAUUGAGGACAUCAGGAAUGUUAGAUUUCAUAAGGUUGAGACUGGCUUAGAGACAAUUUCUGCUCGUACACAUGCAGUCAAGCUAAAAAAUCUGUCUGCAAUGGAAGUGAAUAUAGUACGUCCUUUUGUUGUGAGAACCUUGCAAGCUUUCUAUAAGCAUGAUAGUCCACAGAUGAUACAACACCCAGACAGGAUGGCAAACAGGCAACCACAAGUAGCUGAUCGUGGACCAAGGCGGGAUUUGCGGCGUCGUUAAAUGCCCAAAGCUCUUAUUUGGGCUCUGCUGCAACCUGGUUGGUCACUCUCCUAAUUACCUCUUCAUCUAAACGUAUUGCCCUUCUGUUUUGUAAGAAAGUCCUUGCUGGGCCAUACUGUUUCUAAGUGUCAUCUGCUCCCUAUGAUUUGAGAACUUGCAAAACACUAUGAUAUCUUUCAGAAGCAAUAAAUCUUAAUUUCUUUAUCACUAA
This is a messenger RNA of Macadamia integrifolia, 2011 nucleotides long. RefSeq names its product DNA replication complex GINS protein PSF2. Gene Ontology annotation, biological process: double-strand break repair via break-induced replication; DNA replication. Bases 1138 to 1800 code for a protein of 220 amino acids. The record is from RefSeq and is a predicted model, not a curated record. The transcript has 11 exons. Gene Ontology annotation, cellular component: GINS complex; nucleus. NCBI's taxonomy places the organism in Eukaryota, Viridiplantae, Streptophyta, Magnoliopsida, Proteales, Proteaceae.